Xenopus laevis (African clawed frog) is the source of this 5766-nucleotide messenger RNA. It is a transcript of the gene vwa5b1.L, whose product is annotated as von Willebrand factor A domain containing 5B1 L homeolog. NCBI's taxonomy places the organism in Eukaryota, Metazoa, Chordata, Amphibia, Anura, Pipidae. The transcript is spliced from 22 exons. The record is from RefSeq and is a predicted model, not a curated record. Bases 626 to 4474 code for a protein of 1282 amino acids.
GGUGCUGAGGGGGAAAGGGGGGGGAUGAGAAGGAUCAGUCUGUGUACAAGGGGUUGCUAUGGCAACAUAUCUGGCUAAACAAGCAGCUUGGUCUAAUGAUGGUCACCCAAAGUGCCAUGGCAAUGAGAGUGAGGGGUAGUGGGUUCCCAGCAGCUCCAGUCACCCGGGGAUGAGGGAGAGGAGCAGCACCCAGAGCCACCAGCAGGAGCUGCUCAUUAUCCGGCACCUUCCCCUCUAUAAACACUUGGGAGUCCAGAGACACCGGCUCCCUGUGAUGGAUUCUACGACUUGACUUGUUCCCAGUGAAACCCACCUGCCUCUCCCUCGGCUGGGGGUACUUACCUCUCCUCUCCCAGGGACACAGGGGAUUGGGUGAGAGCUGGGCAAGAAGAAAGACUUGAAGGGACACCUGGGUGCCACUUGUUGCAGUGAGAUCCACCUCCUCCGCUCUCUAUAUCUCUCUCUCUUUCUGUCUGUCUCUAUCUCUCCCUCUGUCUGUCUCUCUCUCUCGUGUGUGACAAACAAGAGGCUCCCUCCUCCAGCUCCACCUUGUGUUCCACCAAAGGGGGGCACCCCAGAUUUCUUACCCCCCAACAGGGUGAAACAGGGCAGAAGGAAGAGCAAGAUGCCCGGGCUCCUGAAUCGUAUCACCGGGGCCCCCCUGCCCUUGACUUCGGCUGAGAUUAGCUCCUGUGUUAGCGGAUACGCUCUGGGGAUGACAGCGUCUCUCACUUACACCAACCUGGAGUCUCAGCCCGUGGAAGCUCUCUUUGUGUACCCGCUCAAUGAGCACACGGUGGUGGUUGGCUUUGAAGCGGUGAUCUGCAGGCGCAUCAUCACUGUGCAAAUAAAGGACAAGGCUAAAAUGGACGAGUCCUACUACGAUUACUGCAGCAUGUCCAGCGGGAGAUUCCCAGAAGGCAAUGGUCGGAUUCUGCUGGAUGAAGACUUGGAGAGGAUCAUUUUUGUAGCCAACCUUGGGAUGGUGCCAGCCCAGGAGAGCGUGUCCGUGUUGAUCAGUACAUCGUCUGAGCUACCUACUCUCUCCAGUGGGGCUGUCAGGGUCCUUCUUCCACCAGUCUGUGUUCCCAGAGUCACCAACUCCACAGUGGAAAACAGUCUCACCUCUGUCUCCCCACUUCGACUGAGAGAGACCGGGCUCACUGGCUCCAGCAAAAAGCUCUGCCUUGCAACACUGCUGGAAACAGAGGCUGUGAACUCCAUUGAAUAUGAACUGACUUUUCACCUGGAGAUUCGAGCUCCAUAUCUCUUAGCAGGUGUAGAAAGCCCCACCCAUGAAAUCCGAGCUGAUGCCGACCCCUCCGCUCCUUCUGCCAAGAGCAUCGUGAUCACGUUGGCCAACAAGCACACGUACGACCGACCGGUGGAGAUCCUCAUCCAUCCCAGUGAGCCUCAUUUCCCACACAUUCUGAUGGAGGAAGGAGACAUGACUCCUAGUGAAUACGAGCAGUUCCUAAGGGGAAAGAGCGACUUCAUUAGAGGCACCAAAAAGGACCCCAGUCCUGAGAAAAAGACUGAAAUAAUUCGGAAGAGACUUAUUAAGGAUAUUUGCCACAACCCGGUGGUGAUGCUGAACUUCUGCCCAGACCUCAAAGCUGCCCAGACAGAUCUGAGUAAGGCGCAGGGGGAGUUCAUCUUCCUAUUGGAUCGCAGCGGCAGUAUGAGUGGAGUCAAUAUCACCAGAGUCAGGGAUGCAAUGCUGGUCAUUCUGAAAAGCCUGAUGCCAAAGUCUCUUUUCAACAUCAUUGGUUUCGGCUCCACGUUCAAGACGCUGUUUCCCUGUAGCCAGAGCUAUAGCGAGGAAAGUCUGGCCAUCGCCUGUGACAGCAUCAAGAGACUUCGAGCAGACAUGGGGGGAACCAAUAUCUUAUCCCCCCUCAAUUGGAUCUUCCGACAGCCGGUGUGCAGGGGGUACCCGAGGCUUCUCUUUCUGCUGACUGAUGGGGCUGUCAGUAACACCGGCAAAGUUAUUGAACUCAUCCGCCAUCAUUCAUCCUUCACAAGGUGCUACAGCUUUGGAAUUGGCCAGAAUGCCUGUCGGAGGCUGGUGCAAGGCGUGGCCAGUGUAUCCAAAGGGAGCGCAGAAUUCCUGAGCGAGGGGGAGAGGCUCCAGCCAAAGAUGUUACAGUCCCUGAAGAAGUCCAUGGCUCCUGUACUGAGCGAUGUCACAGUGGAAUGGGUGUUUCCAGAGAAUUUCGAAGUUCUGAUCUCCCCUGUCAGCUCUAGUUUUCUUUUCCCAGGUGAUCGCCUGGUGGGAUAUGGUGUUGUGUGUAACACUUCUCGUUAUCUUUCCAACCCUCGAUCGGACAAGAGGAGGAGGUACAGCAUGAUGCACUCGCAAGAGUCGGGAAGCUCUGUCUUCUUUCAGUCGCAAGAUUCCUCCGGAAGCGGCAGCUCUAGGGGUCACCAAGAUGCCAGCCUGCCAUUGGGGCACAGUUCUGAUUUUCCUAAUGGGAAAGAGGGGGAAACAGAUGCAGAUUCGGCGUUUCAGCGCAGAGCUUACAGCACCAGUCAGAUUGCCGACCACGAGCCUCGUCCCAAGUCUCACACCCCCAGCGAUCCCAUUACGGCCCAGGAAAGGAGUCCGCUCUGCACCGUCCAAAUCCAAGAACUCAGUUGUGUGGAUCAAACAGACGCCAGUGAAGUUCAGUCAUCCCUAUCUGUCAGCCCAUUUGUCAGCACAACAAAAAUUAGGGGUGAGGGUGCCAGGCGUCCAUCCCUGCUUCAGCAAAGCUGUCUCUCAUUCUGCCACGAUGGCUUCUCCCCCCAACUGAUUCAUGAGAGUCUCCAAGCCGCCGGCACAGGACGACCGGCCACCCAGCAGGACACCUCUCUCUCCCUGAAAUCUUCUUCUGACAGUCAACCCUUCAGCAGCCCGGGGGACCUUGACUGCCAUCACCCUUGUUUCACCUUUGAAACCGAAGUUGCUGCGGAGUCCGUCUCUGAAGCGAGUCCCGGGUUAAAGGGCGUGAUCCCCCAAUCCCAGUCUCAGUGCAAAGCGGUGGUGAGAGGGCUGAAGGGCAACCAGCCGGUGCAAUGGGAGAUCACCUUCAAUAUCCAUGAGCUUUUCAGAGAGCGUGAGGACAGAGAGGACGACGAAAGUGAUUUGUGGAAUGAGACGUUCCAUCACCUGGCAGCCAAGUCCAUUAUACGAGACUUCGAGCAGCUGGCUGAGAGGGAGUGUGAAAUUGAACAUGGUUUGGGCCGCAGAUUCCAGCUGAACGCCAUAAAUGCCAGCAAAGCGUGUAACGUGAUCAGCAAGUACACGGCAUUCGUUCCUGUAGAUCUGAGCAGCAACUCCUACUUACCCAGUGUGGUUGAAUAUGCCAACACAGGUGCUGCCCUAAAGCAGGGUUCCCAGCGCAGUCUGAGUUCGGGAAGCCGACGUCUGAGGGGAUUCUCCAUUGGCCUGGGGCGCUCUCAGUCAACCUGUGCGUCAGAAUCCUCAGAGGAACGAUUUUACAAUGUGGACGAGGCUGCGACAUCCCCUUGUACCACCCCGGUGCCCUCCGGAUGGGAGCGAUGCAGUUUCCCCCAAGCUCCGCAACGCAGUCCCUCAGUCUCCUCGGCGCACUCCCAGAGAUCCAUAGAGAGCCUCUUUGCGGCCAGGCUCAGCCUAAACAAAACCCGACUUUUAACUCGAGCUGCAAAAGGUUUUAUGAUCAAGUCUCCGGGGAAAGGCAGCGAGGAGAGCGAAGGCGAAAAGAACAGCGACUACUUACCUCUGGUCUCCUUACAGUUGGCCUGCGGUGCGUUCCUGUUGAAUCAAACCUUCGCCACCGCCGCCAACGUUCCAUUGGACAGACUGAAGUGGACGUCCCCUUUCAGCAGCCACCGAGCUGCCCUGAGCCCAAUGUCUCACAGCUCUUCUCCUUCCAAAAAGGAAGAGACCCUCCCGGGCGGCAGUGGGCAUUUCUUAGUGCCAGAUGCUGAAUUCCACAGCACCUUGAAUGGGUUCGGGGAAGAUGUUUGUCAACAGAGUCGAAUCCGACACUUAUCAAGCAGCGCCCUGGAUAGCCCACCCCGGGCUUCCAAGGCAACAGAGAAUGAACUGUCCCUUCCAGUUUUACCUCUCAGGCGCUAUUCUUCUCCAGAGAGUGCCCAGGACUCGGCCUCCAUUCACACGGACAGUGGACUGGGCUCAGAGUCUGACAGCACCGAGGUUCAGUCUUGGAUGGAGACCAUAGAAGAGCAACGCAAGUCCCAGCCGGAGAGCAUGGUGUGGGCCACAGCCAUAGCACUUGCCUGGCUGGAGAACAACUCCGCUGCCUAUUUCACAGAGUGGGAGCUGCUGGCGGCCAAGGCAGACCGGUGGUUGGGCAAACAGAAGGUCCCCGAGGGGCGCACUGUGGCUGUUGUGAAGUCUGCCGCCCAGCAGCUCUUUGUGUUGCUCAGACACUGGGAUGACAACCUGCAGUUUAACGUCUUGUGCUACAACCCCAGCAGUGUGUAGGGACGGGCAGAGGGGGCAAUGAAAUAAGGGAAUUCUUUGCAAGUUGUGGCAUGAGUGUUGUUGUGUAAGCUGUUGUGGUGGCAGUUGUGUAAGUGUGGGUCAGAGGUGGUGUCUCAGCAUGGAGGCUGUGAAUGCGUUUGUGUGGCUUGUGACUUGCCGCUGUGUGCUGCAGUUCAGCUCUUGUCUGCACUUUCUGGGUAAGAUCCGUGUGUAAUCUCUUUUUCUUUAUGUAGGAACACUACAGUAAGUGCUUUCUCCCUCUGUAUAUACUGGAGGUAUUUAACAACCCCCCCCCCCAUAGGGUAGAAUGGCAGAUAAUGACUCACAUACAUUAUUACACAGCCAUGCCCUCAUUUGCUGAUUUUCCUAGUGCAUCUGUGCUAUAUAACUGUCACUUUUUACCAAUGCAGCCCUUCCAUAACCGCCAGUUUUACUAGUGAGGCUCUGUUGUUACUGUGAGUUUUAUAGAUGGCAGCCCUGCUGUAACUGUCAGUUUUUCUAGUACAGUCCAGCUGUAACUCUGUCAGUUUCUCUAGUACAGCCCAGCCGUAACUGUAAUUGUCAGUUUUUGUAGUAUAGCCCCUCUUAGAAUGUCAGUUUUUCUAAUGUAUCCCUGCCGUGACUGUCAGUUUUUCUAGUGCCACCCUUCUGUGACUGUCAGUUUUUAGUGGAAACCUGCCAUAGCUAUCAGCUUUUCUAGAGCAACCUUGUUGUGUCUGUGAGUAUAUUUAUGCCAGCUCUGCUGUAAUAUUCUAAUUUUCUGUAGUUGCCCUACCAUAACUAUCAGUUGCUGUCUUGUUUAAGUGAAGCCCCAUAGUAACUGCCAGUAUUUCUAAUGAGUGCCAGCCAGUCUUUCUAGUGCAGCCCUGCCAUAAUUCUCAGGUUUUCUACUAAGUCCCUACCAUAACUGUCAGUUUUUCUAAUUCAGCCUUGCAGCAACUCUCAACUUUUCUAGUGCAGCCCUAAUGCAAUUCUCAGCUUUUCUACUAAACACAUGUCAGUUUUUCUAGUGCCGCCCUGCUGUAACUGUCAGUUUUUUUUCUAGUGAAGCCCAGCUAAAACUGUCAGCUUUUCUUAUGUAACCUUGAAAAGUGCUUGUUUUUUAGUUAAGGCCCAGUGGUCACUGUCAGUUUUUAACAUAACUCAUUUCUACAGUGAUUAAGCAAUGGUGGUGGGAAUAAUUGUAGGGUGCUUGGAGAUUUAUACUGGGGUCCUGAUACACAAUACCCUUAACACUUCGGGGUAAAUUUAUCGAAGAGUGAAGUUCCGCCACUAGAGUGAAAUUCCGCAGC